Molecule: messenger RNA, 2142 nt
Organism: Penicillium oxalicum
Lineage: Eukaryota; Fungi; Ascomycota; Eurotiomycetes; Eurotiales; Aspergillaceae
Product: acetyl/propionyl/methylcrotonyl-CoA carboxylase subunit alpha
Exons: 5
Coding region: 1-2142 (713 amino acids)
Cellular component (GO): mitochondrion
Molecular function (GO): ATP binding; methylcrotonoyl-CoA carboxylase activity; metal ion binding
Source: RefSeq, a predicted model, not a curated record
AUGACGCUCUCAUCCCUUCUCCGCAUUACUCCCCGCCUCGCGCCGACCGCCGCUCGGAGGAGCACAAGAGCUGCAUCCUCGGUUGCAAGCACGUCACAGGGCAGCAAGACCCUUGACUCAAUUUUGAUUGCUAAUCGUGGCGAGAUUGCACUUCGCGUUGGGCGGACCGCCGCGGAGCAUGGAAUUCGCGUUACGACUCUUUACACUGAUCCCGAUAGCCGAGCACAGCAUGCGUUGAGUACGCCGUUUGCUUUCAAUUUAGGCUCGGUAUCAGCUUACCUGGAUGGUGAUCGCAUCAUUGAAAUCGCGAAGAAGGAGGGGUGUCGCGGUAUUCACCCUGGGUAUGGAUUUUUAAGUGAGAACUCCGCAUUUGCGCGGAAAUGUACCGAGGCCGGCAUCGUGUUUAUUGGGCCUCCAUGGAAGGCAAUUGAAGAUAUGGGUGACAAGAGUCGAUCCAAGGAGAUCAUGCUUGCCGCGGGUGUGCCCUGCGUUCCCGGUUACCACGGCCAGAACCAAGAUCCCGCUUUCCUCGAGGCCGAAGCCGAUAAGAUCACAUACCCGGUGCUGAUCAAGGCUAUCAAGGGAGGUGGCGGAAAGGGCAUGCGUAUUGCGCACUCCAAAUCGGAGUUCCAGGCACAAUUGCAAUCGGCAAAGUCGGAGGCGAUGAACUCGUUCGGAGAUGACCACGUUCUGGUGGAGAAGUACAUCACCACACCGCGCCACAUUGAGGUGCAAGUGUUUGCGGACAAGCACGGCAACUCCGUCGCUUUGGGCGAACGAGACUGCAGUAUUCAGCGCCGGCACCAGAAGAUCCUGGAGGAAUCCCCUGCCCCUCAUCUUCCGGAUGCCACACGAAAGGAUCUGUGGGACAAAGCUCGCGCGGCUGCGCUUGCAGUCGGAUACGAGGGUGCUGGUACCGUGGAGUUUAUCUUUGAUAACGACUCUGGUGAUUUCUACUUUAUGGAGAUGAACACCCGUCUGCAGGUCGAGCACCCCGUGACCGAGAUGGUCACCGGUCAGGACCUGGUUCACUGGCAGAUCAUGGUGGCCGAAGGGGCUCCUCUGCCGAUGACUCAAGAGGAAGUGGAACGGAACAUUGCGCUGAGCGGUCACGCCAUUGAAGCUCGCAUCUAUGCUGAGAACCCCGACAUGGGAUUCAUUCCCGACUCUGGUCGAUUGCUCCACGUGCGGACUCCCGCCACUAGCAAGGACGUGCGUAUCGAUGCCGGCUUCGUCGAGGGCGAUGAUGUGUCGGCCCAUUAUGAUCCCAUGAUCUCCAAGCUGAUUGUCCGGGGCGAAACCCGUGAGGAAGCCCUGCGCAAGCUGGCCACCGCACUGGAACAGUACGAGGUGGCCGGACCUGUCACUAAUAUCGAGUUUCUGAAGACGGUCUGCCGCAGCCCAGACUUCAUUGCCGGCGCCGUCGAGACUGGCUACAUUGAGAAGCACCGCGAGGAACUCUUCGCCCCCAAGGUCAUCGAGGAUGAAGUUCUCGCCCAGGUCGCAUUGGCCUGCCUGCACCGUGACAUGUUGAGCGCGCGCGCGGCCCCCUCUGCGGGUCUUGCCGGCACGACCGUGGGAUUCGCCCCCAAUUACCAGCAGAGGCAGCUGUCGUUUACCUCGGCCAGUGGUCCGGAUGCUGAAGUGACCACCUUCGAUGUCCGCGUCCAGCAAACAGGGGAUCAGACGUUCAACCUCGAGGUCGGAUCUCAAGUGUUCUCCCAAGUCACGAGCAGCAUGGAUCCGACCUCUCGCGUGGUGACUUCAUUCUUCGGACACACACGACUGGACACGACGGUCGUCCAAGACGCGGAGAUGGACAUGGUGAUCGCGUUUCAACGCGGGAAGCAGUAUCGUCUGGGCGUACCACGGGCCAAGUGGAUGGAAAAGGCCCUGGGUCUCAAGGAUGUGGCCAACAGCGUCCUGGCACCGAUGCCUUGCAAGGUGCUGCGGGUUGAAGUGCAGGCCGGAGAUGUGGUCGAGAAGGACCAACCGUUGGUGGUGAUUGAGAGUAUGAAGAUGGAGACUGUGAUUCGAAGCCCACAACGUGGGACUAUUGCUCGCGUGGUUCAUCAACAAGGUGACCAAUGCAAGAGCGGAACGCCUCUGGUUGAGUUUGCCGAUGAAGCCGAGUCGCAGUAG